AUGGAAGUGGACGAAGAUCAGGUGAGAAUCUUUGAUGCCCGAGAUUCGGUUGGUGCAGAUGCUGAGCUGGCUGAAUUAUUUGGGUGCGGUAUCGAAGAAAUCCAACAAUUGGCUCGGGACUCAUUGCCAAGUGGACCGCGGAGUGACGAUCUUCCAACUCUACAGGAUAUCUUCACUUGUCCGAUCUUCACUAAAGACUAUCUCCCGGCAGAGGCCGAGGUUAGACGGUUGGUGGCUUUGGGGCGUUCGGGGCAAGCGAUGAAACGUUUAGUCUCCCCGGGUUUGGCCGCUUCCAAUGAGCAAAUUCGUCAAAAAUUGCUUGCGAAAUUUCCUCCGAGCCCAGCUGGAAAGCUUCAACGCACCGCGCUGCCGCCGACCCCAGAGAUCCCAUUGGAUGUUCUGUUCCAGUCCCUCAAAUCGUUUCCUACUGGUUCGGGGCCUGGCCCUGACGGUCUUCGAGCCGAUUUCUUGAAAGGAUUUGUGGGUCAUUCGUUGGAUUCUGAAUAUUUGAUGACGCUUCAUCGCUUCAUUCGGAUCGUUGUCGACGCUGAGUUACCUGAAGGCUUGCGGCCAUGGAUGGCUGGUGGGACGUUGGUCGGGGUUGGCAAGGUCGACAAGUCAGGGCACCCUGUCGCGCUCGACCAGGACAUGGUGCUCCUGCAGAAGGAUGUGAAAAACGCCUUCAACACUGUUCAUCCCCACGAAUUCCUCAUCGAUUGUAGACAAUACGCUCCGGCUUCGUCUCGUUUCGCUGAAUGGUGCUAUGGAGCUCCUUCCCAUUUAGUAUACGAAGGCGAACUGUACCCCAGUUCUCGAGGGCAACAAGGUUGUCCGCUCAUGAUGGCCUUGUUCUGCUUGGUGCGGAGGCGUCAUGCCGAAGAAGCUCGGGAGGCCGCCGGGAGUUCGCCCCCUUUUGAGCCGGAGUACGCUGAUGACAGUUUUAGUGGCGGUCGGGUCCAAGAUGUUCUCCGUUGUUUCCGGGAAGAAAUCAAACUCGCUGAGAAGUAUGGAUUUUCGUACGAUCUGUCGCAAUGCACUUUGUAUUUGCUGGCGGGGGAUGAGUUUCGCGGAGAUGUGUCGGGUUUCCAAGCUCUCGGAGUUCGGAUUCAAACCGGUACCGAUAUCCAGAUGUUGAAAGCUCCGGUUUGCGGGCAGACUCCCUUCAUGAAAGAACUUUGUGAUGGCAAAAUCGUCCGCUUCGAACAAUUGCGUGUCUCCAUCCGAAGCAUGGUGGCCUUGGAUUGA
Messenger RNA from Symbiodinium natans, 1245 nucleotides. Lineage: Eukaryota; Dinophyceae; Suessiales; Symbiodiniaceae. The record is from the annotation of a GenBank genome assembly.